AUGGAUUCAGCUAUGUUAGCUAGCUUAAUACUACCCACGGUGAAGGCAGAUCCUAGGACUUCAGUGCCAGUCUUAAUUGCCAAUAUUCGUAACCAAAUAGGGUACACGCCCUCUUACCGCAAGGCUUGGAUAGCUAAGCAGAAAGCUUUGGAGAAGAUGCAUAGUGGGUGGGACGCUUCAUAUGAUGAAAUAUGGCAGUGGUGUCAACAAUGCCGAGGCGCAUUUGCAUAUUGUAAGCCAUUGGUACAAAUUGAUGGUACCUUUAUGUACGAUAGAUAUACCCAUCGACUAUUGCUAGCAGUCGCACAGGAUGGUAGUGGAAGAAUCCUUCCAAUUGCGUUUGCAAUAACACCGGGGGAGUCAGCUGAUCACUGGGAUUUCUUUUUUUCUAGGUUAAGGAUGCAUGUUUGCCCCCAACCUGAUAUAUGCGUUAUAUCGGAUCGAGGCACCAGGAUACUAGCUGUAAUUGAGCGACAGGGGAGCCUAUGGCAUCGCACACACCAUCGAUAUUGCCUAAGGCACAUUACUUCCAACUACUACAGGCAAUAUCCAUCUAAAGGGUAUGAAAUAAGUAAGAACCGUUUUCAUGAGAUGUUGACAGUUUUCCAUUCAGUUAACGAAGAGGGCCAUGACUACCUAUGCAAUAUACCUUUCGAACAGUGGACACAAGCAUACGACGGCAGCUUACGAUAUGGUCACAUGACCUCAAACCUGGCCGAAUGUAUAAAUUAUGUUCUGAAAGGAACACAUCAUUUACCGAUAACAUCAGUUGUGCAGGAGACAUAUUUUCAUUUAGCGGUACUAUUUCCGAAACGAGCAGCGAGUUAUGCAGGCCAAAUGCAGGGAGGCCAUGUAUGGUGUGCAAAGGUAUUGCAAGAAAUUAACAAGGCGAAAGUACGGGCGAACACUAUGCACAUAGUGUGUCACGAUCGAGACAACUUAUGGUUUCGUGUGACAGAGUUUGACAAAUCGCACCAAGGUAUUACUGGCGGGCAAUAUCAUGUACACUUAAGAAAUAGGACUUGUGAUUGUGGGAGGUUUGACGCACUUCGUUAUCCAUGCGCUCAUGUAAUUGCAGCUUGUCAAAAUCUUCGUCUGGAUCCCAUGAGUUAUGUCGAUGACGUGUACAAAUUGGAAUACAUGUACAAUGUGUGGAGACACAUAUUCCCACCGGUCCCAGAUGAGCGUAAGUGGCCCUCUGUAUCGCUUGCUCCGUUUAAGCUGUUACCGGAUAGAGAGUUGUGGCGUAAACCAAAGGGUCGAUCUUGCUCGACUAGAAUACGCAACAAUAUGGAUAUCCGAGAAACAAUGUGUGGAUGGUGUAGAAACCCAGGCCAUACAAGUAGAUCAUGUCCAAAUCGCAAUAGUUGA
Messenger RNA from Gossypium arboreum, 1371 nucleotides. RefSeq lists its product as uncharacterized. Gene Ontology annotation, molecular function: zinc ion binding. The coding region runs from base 1 to 1371 and encodes 456 amino acids. The transcript is spliced from 3 exons. The record is from RefSeq and is a predicted model, not a curated record. Lineage: Eukaryota; Viridiplantae; Streptophyta; Magnoliopsida; Malvales; Malvaceae.